AACGAUCUCCAGCGCACGGAGCAGAGACUAGAAGUGUUCCUGAUUGUUAAAGGAGGUGUCGACGACUCGCAGGAGGACAGCGCGAGAAAGAGGAGCGGAAGAGACAGUUAAUAUACAAUUCCUUCACUGUUGGACCUGGAAAAAGGGAGCAAGAGCCCUAAUUUUCUAUACAAAAACCACCUGCAGAAGAAAUAGUCACCAGUGAAUUUUCCCUGACAGCAAGUCUUCAAUAUGUGUCGGAUCUAACAUAGACCAUUAUUGUGUAAACAAGGAAUAUCUCCGUUCUUGGGUGGAUGUGGGCACAUUUGUUGUGGAAAUGCCUAAGCUUAUGAAUUCAGCGGUUUUCUUUCUACCAGUUUUAUGGGGUUUGGCGCUUGGUGGCUCUCAAAGUGUACAAAUUGGUGGACUCUUUCCAAGGGGUGCUGAUCAGGAGUACAGUGCAUUUCGGAUAGGAAUGGUUCAAUUCAGCACACCCGAAUUCAGAUUGACGCCCCAUAUUGACAAUCUGGAAGUAGCGAACAGUUUUGCCGUCACCAAUUGUUUCUGUUCCCAGUUCUCGAGAGGAGUUUACGCCAUCUUUGGAUUCUACGACAAGAAGUCGGUCAACACGAUAACGUCGUUCUGUGGGACUCUGCAUGUGUCAUUUAUCACCCCCAGCUUCCCGCUGGAUGGAACUCAUCAAUUCAUCAUCCAGAUGAGGCCUGACAUCAAAGGACCCCUACUCAGCCUCAUUGAGUACUACAAGUGGGACAAGUUUGCCUAUCUCUACGACAGUGAUAGAGGUUUGACCACGCUGCAGGUGGUUCUGGACACGGCUGCGGAGAGGAAGUGGCAGGUGAUGGCCAUUAACGUGGGCAACCUGAAGGACGAGAGGAAAGACGAGGCCUAUCGCUCCCUCUUCCAGGACCUGGAGAACAAGAAGGAGAGACGGGUCAUCCUCGACUGUGAACAGGACAAAGUCCGAGACAUUAUGGAGCAGGUCAUCACCAUUGGCAGACAUGUGAAAGGCUACCACUACAUCAUUGCAAAUUUGGGUUUUGUGGAUGGGGACCUCUCCAAAAUCCAAUAUGGCGGAGCCAACGUGUCAGGUUUCCAGAUUGUGGAUUUUGAUGACCCGUUGGUGUCCAAAUUUGACCAGAUUUGGGAGGCUCUGGAGGAGAAGGAAUACCCUGGUGCCGACAGUAAGAUUAGGUACACAUCUGCGUUGACCUACGACUCAGUGCAGGUGAUGACGGAGGCCUUCCGCUACCUGCACAAGCAGCGCAUUGACAUCGCCAGGAAGGGCAACAACGGCGACUGUCUGGCCAACCCCGCUGUGCCCUGGGCGCAGGGAGUGGAGAUCGAGCGCGCACUCAAACAGGUUCGUGUGGACGGCCUCACAGGGAACAUUCAGUUCGAUCAACAUGGCAAACGAGUCAACUACUCAGUUAAUAUCAUGGAGCUGAAAAAUAAUGGUCCUGUGAAGAUUGGAUAUUGGAACGAAGUUGACAAAAUGGCUGUCACAAAAUCAGACGUGUUCCCGAAUGACACAACAGGAAUGGAAAACAAAACUGUCAUUGUGACCACAAUCUUGGAAGCCCCAUAUGUAAUGCUUAAGAAGAACGCUGACCUUUUUCUAGACAAUGAAAGAUACGAGGGCUACUGUGUAGAUUUGGCCGCUGAGAUAGCCAAGCACUGCGGCUUCAAAUACCAGCUGAAAAUUGUGGGGGAUGGAAAAUAUGGAGCUCGAGACGCUGAAACCAAGAUCUGGAACGGAAUGGUGGGAGAGCUCGUCUAUGGGAAAGCUGAUAUAGCCGUGGCACCGUUGACCAUUACCCUCGUCCGAGAAGAAGUCAUUGACUUCUCCAAGCCCUUCAUGUCCUUGGGGAUCUCCAUCAUGAUCAAGAAGCCCCAGAAGUCUAAACCUGGAGUCUUCUCUUUCCUGGACCCUCUGGCCUACGAGAUCUGGAUGUGCAUCGUGUUUGCCUACAUCGGUGUGAGCGUGGUGCUCUUCCUGGUCAGCCGAUUCAGCCCAUAUGAGUGGCACACAGAGGAGUACGAGGAUGGCCAGAUCCAGACUAAUGAAUCGACCAACGAGUUUGGGAUAUUCAACAGUCUCUGGUUCUCCCUCGGCGCCUUCAUGAGACAGGGCUGUGACAUCUCGCCAAGAUCCCUCUCUGGGCGUAUUGUGGGAGGGGUGUGGUGGUUCUUCACCUUGAUCAUCAUCUCCUCCUACACAGCCAACCUGGCUGCCUUCCUCACUGUUGAGAGGAUGGUGUCGCCCAUUGAGAGUGCUGAGGAUCUGGCGAAGCAGACCGAGAUUUCCUAUGGAACACUGGACUCCGGCAGUACCAAGGAGUUUUUUAGGCGCUCCAAAAUUGCCCUAUUCGAUAAGAUGUGGACUUACAUGCGGAGCGCAGAGCCCUCUGUGUUCGUGAAAACCACAGCAGAGGGGGUGCUGCGGGUGCGCAAGUCCAAGGGCAAAUACGCCUAUCUGCUGGAGUCCACCAUGAACGAGUACAUCGAGCAGAGGAAGCCCUGCGACACCAUGAAGGUCGGCGGCAACCUGGACUCCAAAGGCUAUGGGAUCGCCACGCCCAAAGGAUCCUCAUUAAGAAAUGCGGUUAACCUCGCAGUACUAAAACUGAAUGAGCAAGGCCUGUUGGACAAAUUGAAAAACAAAUGGUGGUACGACAAAGGAGAGUGCGGCAGCGGGGGAGGUGAUUCCAAGGAGAAGACGAGCGCCCUCAGUCUGAGCAACGUUGCUGGGGUCUUCUACAUCCUGGUCGGCGGACUUGGUUUGGCCAUGCUGGUGGCCUUGAUUGAGUUCUGUUACAAGUCCCGAGCCGAGGCGAAACGAAUGAAGGUGGCAAAGAAUGCACAGAGUGACCUUCACAGACGCGAUGAGGAGCAAAGCGAGGCUGUCUAUAACGGGGAGUACUGGGGAGAACGGCCGUGUGAUGACUCCAGAGUUUCCGAAAGCAGUGCAUGCAGUACCUUACGUGAGACCUGGCAUGGGAAUGAACGUCAGCUUGACAGAUCUCUCCUGAUCGAUAAGAACCUUUCGAGUGCCUUACACUGGUUUCAAUAGAACAGUUUUUGUCUUUUCCCCCGCCCCUCUUUCUUCGCACUUUCUUUUUCUUGGUCUUCGUUGAAUGGUUCGAGGGUCCUCACAUUAUGGUGGCAUGAAGACAUGUCUUUCUUUUCGCUCUUUAUUUCUCACUAAACAAAAUACUCUCCCUCUCGAUGGAAUUUAAUCUCGGGAAUAAAAAGGGAGGUUGUUUUUUUGUAAACCGGUGACAUCAUCAUUUACUAUCUCUAUCUGAGUUUUAGGAGGCUUUAUUGACUGUAACAGCUGCUAAUGGGAGGUCUGUCAUCUCAACUGGGGGGGAGUUAUUGUUUCUGUAGCCUCCACCGCCAACCCCGAGAUCCUUCAAGCAUACUUGACUUAAUUUGCAUUGAGAUGUGAAAUGUCUUUUUCUAUAGAAAAUGUAAGAAAAACUAUAUGGAAAAAAUAUUUGUAUGUAUUUUCACAAAAUGGCUUUUAAAUAAUCCUGCUUACAUACUGGUUGAAUAUAAAUAUAUUAAUGUGUGAGUGUAGUGAAAUAACAAUAGCUUAACAUCUUGUAGUUCCAUAUUUAAAAGCCCAAUAUGUUGCUAAUGGGGUUGAAAUGUUUAAAUCAUGUAAUUUAUUACUAUUGUAAACUUUCCUGUAAAUCUUAUUCUUUAAUAUUUGCUGUUGAUAUAAAAUACUUAGCAAUGCUUGACAUUUAAAAUCAAUAAUUUACCUAUGCCUUUUACUUGUUCAAGUGGGUGGCACAAUUAUGUAUUUUUUUGAAUGUUAUUUGAUUGUUUUGAAGUAUUUUGCUGUUUGUAUUUCUUUCUGUCAAGGACCAGGGUAGCAGUCCAGUCCAUGACAUCCCACUCUAUUGUAUUAUAUGUUUUGCUGUGAGAGGAAAAGAAACAUACACAAUGGUCAAAAUGGCCGUUUAAAAAUGCCAAAUAGGUAAAGAGUGCCAAAAUGUAGUGCCAGUAGGUAUGAAUAUAGUCCUAAUAUAAUCAGUCACUGUCAUCCAAGCGAAUGUAGUCAAUACAUUCUGUACGUUUUGUAACAGUUUUAUGGCUAAGACAUUUUGUACAGUUCUACAGCUAAGACAGUGAUAUUUCAACAGCUUUUUUUUCUCUUCAGCUUUCAAGUUAACUCCACAUACUUUGUAUUAGCCUGAGUGUAAAAUAGCACUAGUUGCAUGUCAUUGCCUCAAUUACAUAUUAUUUCAUUUAACUUUGCUUUUAAAAUGUUGACUAUAUGCGUUUCCAUUUUAAUGUUGAAGUUGUGAGACUAAAUGUUUGAGACUGGAAAUAGGACACUAGACAUAAUAUAUAUAUAUAUAUUUUAUAUUUUAUAUGACAAGUAUAAAUAAUACCUUCUAAAAUUGUACAACCCUUCACUAAUUAUUAUUAUUUAAUUUUUUUACAAUUACAUGCAGUACUUAUUAAAGCGGAUCAUUUGGCGGUGACAGAUUUUCAAUAUCAGUUAUUUUGUAGGAUACGUUUCCAAGGAAACGUUACAUUUUUGGAUACAACACAACCCCCAGAAGCUUUUUUUAGGUAGGAGCUUUGAAACAGCUUUUACAGACACACACCUCUGAUUUAGGCAAACACAGACAGUUUCAGAAAGCCCAAUGUUACUUUUGCAUUUGAAUAACCUGAUCUAACACGCGAUAACCUCCUCUCACAUAUGUGAAGGGAGCAAUGUACUAUUGGUAUCACUGUUGAUUUUUUUUGUGGUGAACAAUACAACAGUAUGUUAUCUAAUCAACCUCAUCAUCACAUAUCCAGACUAUUCUCACUGACAUUUUGUAUAUGGAAUGUGUGCUAACUUGUUUAUCUUUGGGACUCUUUCUAAAUAAAAAGUGGCUAAUC
Messenger RNA from Oncorhynchus keta (chum salmon), 4902 nucleotides. Its product is annotated as glutamate receptor 2. The transcript has 16 exons. Lineage: Eukaryota; Metazoa; Chordata; Actinopteri; Salmoniformes; Salmonidae. Bases 317 to 3070 code for a protein of 917 amino acids. The record is from RefSeq and is a predicted model, not a curated record. Gene Ontology annotation, biological process: modulation of chemical synaptic transmission; monoatomic ion transport; synaptic transmission, glutamatergic. Gene Ontology annotation, molecular function: AMPA glutamate receptor activity; transmitter-gated monoatomic ion channel activity involved in regulation of postsynaptic membrane potential. Gene Ontology annotation, cellular component: AMPA glutamate receptor complex; plasma membrane; dendritic spine.